This is a messenger RNA of Episyrphus balteatus (marmalade hoverfly), 1199 nucleotides long. It is a transcript of the gene Der-1, whose product is annotated as derlin-1. Gene Ontology annotation, biological process: endoplasmic reticulum unfolded protein response. The transcript is spliced from 3 exons. Bases 168 to 935 code for a protein of 255 amino acids. Lineage: Eukaryota; Metazoa; Arthropoda; Insecta; Diptera; Syrphidae. Gene Ontology annotation, cellular component: endoplasmic reticulum membrane; Hrd1p ubiquitin ligase ERAD-L complex. The record is from RefSeq and is a predicted model, not a curated record. Gene Ontology annotation, molecular function: ubiquitin-specific protease binding; misfolded protein binding.
CAAAUACAAAAUUAUUUUUUUUUGUAUAUUUCAUGAAAUUAUUUUGAUUAUUCCCAAAAAGAACCACAUCCAUACGGUGACGAUAGAUAAUCAAAAAUAAUUAAUUAAAUAAAAAAAAAACUAGAGUGCAUAUCACAAGUAGUAGAUAAAAUUUAAAACAACCAAAAAUGGCAGACAUUGGUACGUGGUACAAAAAUGUACCCCGUUUCACAAAAAUCUGGCUAUCCGCUACAGUUGGCAUAAGUGUUCUAGCUCGUUUCGGAAUCUUACCCCCAGAAUUAUUGAUUCUAGAUUGGAAUCCAAUUUAUAAAAAGUUUCAAAUAUGGAGAUUUAUAACAGCAUUAUUCUACUAUCCACUAUCGCCCAAUACGGGCUUCCAUUUUAUGUUGAAUUGUUAUUUCCUCUACAAUUAUUCACUGCGUCUUGAGACUGACCAUUUCAAAACAAGUCCCGCUGACUAUUUGUUUCUGUUGAUGUUCCAAUGGAUUUGUUGUGCGAUAAGUGGAGUUAUAUUCAAUUUGUACAUUUUGAUGGAUCCAAUGGUUUUGGCGGUUCUUUAUGUCUGGUGUCAGUUGAAUAAGGAAGCAAUUGUUAAUUUCUGGUUUGGAACAAGAUUUAAGGCAAUGUAUUUGCCAUGGGUGCUAUUGGGUGUUAAUUUAAUUUUAUCUUCAGGUGGAUUUGAUUCACUUUUGGGAAUACUUAUUGGACAUUUGUAUUUCUUUUUGAAAUUCCAAUAUCCCCAAGAAUUGGGAGGGCAUUCAUUCCUUGAAACACCUGGCAUUUUGAAAUCCUAUUUCCCUGAUGUUUCUGGUGGAGUUCAUGGAUUCGGCAUUCCUCCAGUCAAUCAACGACCAACUGAAAGAAAUGCCCCUCGACCAGGUAAUCGAUUAUUCGGAAAUGCGUGGGGUGCAGGAAAUACAUUGGGACGAAAUUAAAAAUAUGUAAAAUCAUUUUGAUCAUUUUCUGAAGAACCAACAUAACUGUGUUCUAAGUUCAUUCAUCAAAAAGCCUAUUAUCUUAGACUAAUUUAUGGACUAUCUUCAAACUAUUUUCUAUAUAAGUCGUAUUUUUUAAUAUGUCGGUGUGUAAAUAAAUAAUAAUGAUUUAGUAAUUAAAAUAAUUAACGUUAAAAAAAAUUUGUAAUAAACAAAACAUACAAAAAAAAACAAUAAUAAUAAUAUUUUUGAUUAAUUAUUUGA